Messenger RNA from Salvelinus fontinalis (brook trout), 1082 nucleotides. RefSeq names its product homeobox protein Hox-B8-like. The record is from RefSeq and is a predicted model, not a curated record. Lineage: Eukaryota; Metazoa; Chordata; Actinopteri; Salmoniformes; Salmonidae. Gene Ontology annotation, molecular function: RNA polymerase II transcription regulatory region sequence-specific DNA binding; DNA-binding transcription factor activity, RNA polymerase II-specific. The transcript has 2 exons. Gene Ontology annotation, biological process: regulation of transcription by RNA polymerase II. Bases 267 to 980 code for a protein of 237 amino acids. Gene Ontology annotation, cellular component: nucleus.
UUGUCUGUUGUCUGGAGAUUUUCGUUUGGAGACAUCAUCGUAUCCAAAACAAGGCAGGAUAUACCCUGUGAAGCUAUAAUCCAUAUAGUCUAGUCUGCCCCAUCAUUCAUGGACUUGAGAGAGGUAGGCUAUUGAAAUGACAUGGAAAUGUUGGUCUUCACCGAGGAAAGUCAUGCCUAAACUUAAAAAACCUUGCGUUUAUUCCAUGAAGUGUAAUAUAUGCUAGUAGCCUGACUUAAAUAAGAUUUUAAACAUCGAAGUUGAAAAUGAGCUCUUAUUUCGUUAAUGCUCUAUUCUCAAAAAACAGCAACAGCGAGUCCUGGCAUUCCGAUUAUGGGCUGGCACAUGAUUUGGGAAGCACAUCCUCUGUAUCGUACGGAUACGGUGCCGGUAGCACCAUCCAGCAGCAGCAUCCCACGCAGUUAACGGAAUUCUACAAUGGCACAUCGUUGUCCAAAACCGCUCACCAACACCAACUAAAUCCGUGCGUAUUAUCGCUGCCAAUUGGCAGCUUGUAUCAUGCCCACGAUGUGAUACAGAGACCAACCUUUUACGCAUCCCAUAAUACGGAUUGUAUCCAGUACAGUGAUUAUCAUUUAAAAUCCACCGGGGUUGCAAAUGAUUCCGUGUGCGCAGAACAGUGCUCCUCUCUACCGGACCUCUUUCCCUGGAUGAAACCACAAGCAGCUACCGGACGGAGAAGAGGCAGACAGGCAUACAGUCGCUUCCAGACUCUGGAACUUGAGAAGGAGUUCUUAUUCAACUCUUACUUGACCCGCAAGCGCAAGGUUGAAGUGUCGCACGCUCUGGCACUCACCGAGCGGCAGAUUAAAAUCUGGUUUCAAAACAGACGCAUGAAAUGGAAGAAGGAGAACAAGAAGGACACAUUUCCAAUAAACAGGCCGGAUCAGAAUGAAAUCAAGAAAGAGAGCAAAGAAAUGUACAAGAAUAUUCAGACGUCAGAUGAGGGUAAAGGAUAAGACUAUCCUAGACUUGGUGAUGGGAGGUCACACAGUGAUAACAAAUGUGUUAUUUAUAAAUUGCAUUUCGAAUUUAAAAAAUCAACAGUGAAAUCUAUUGUG